GUCAUCUGCUGGUGACACAGAGCUGCCUACUUUCACUGGAGAGCUCAGACCUUCAGCUUCAUUCUCAUUCAGACUCUCACCGAAGCAGCAGCUGCCCUCAGGUGCCAUGAACGCGCAUCUUUAGUGGCACAUUAAUGGCACCGUUUCAGCGCGAUUUUUGUUUCUGUCUUUCUUCACCCAAAUAAGAAGGUGCGAUUAAAUUAGUUAUGGAUCGAUUGGAUGAAUGGAGCUUCAAGUCCAAGAAGAUGGACCUGGAGGAGGAUUUCUACUUCCACUACGGAGCGGGGGAAAUAACAGAUUAUCAGGACCCCAAUGAACUUCUGGCUGCUUUGAAACAAAAGGAGGAAGAGGUUAUUUUGGCAGCCCAGCUGGGAAACGCAUUGCUCCUGGAAAACCGUCAGCUCAAAGAGCAGAGCGAAAAACUUCAUGAGCAGUACGCAGACAAGCUGGAGGAGCUGGAGCAGGGAAAGCAUGAGCUGCGACUGAAGCUGGAGGGCUCCCAGUCCCAGUGGGAGAGCCAGGUGGGUGACCUGGAGCGGGACACGAGGGAGCUGAGCGCCCAGGUGGAACGACUCACCCGGGCGCUCAGCGAGGCCGAGAAGGACAAGAGUCGAGCCCAGCUGGAGCACAGCGAGCAGACGCAGCGACUCAGGGAGGAGCUGAACACUGCGAUGGAGGUGGAGAGAGCCAUGUCCACUGAGCUGCAGGCGCUAAAACAGGAGCUUCAACAAAAAGGAAGCCACAACAGGCAGCAGGACGAGGAGCUGAUCAGUGCCAUGAGAGAGCAGGUGUUGCGACUCACACAGAAAGAACAAACUCUGGAGCAGCGCUUGGAGAGCGUUUGUCAAGAAAAUUCAGAGUUGAGGGCGAGUUUGGCCUCUUUGCACACUCGCUUGGCUCUUCAUGACCAACUGAACCAGCAGCACAGCCAGCAGCUAGCCGAGGCGUGGCAGGAGGUGGAGGCGGCUCGGAGUCGGUCGCAGCAGCUGCAGGCCCAGGUGGAGGAGCUGCAGGAGGAGGUGUCCCUGCAGGAGAGCAGGAGCCACGGAGACGCCUCCCUGUUGUCAGAGCUGGAGAGUAGCCUGGAGACGGCCAGCCUGGGAGUCAGCAAAGAAGAGAUCUCACAAGAAAUGAAGUCCAUCCUCCAGUUACUCCUCCCAUUGAUUGGAGGAGCGAGCAGCUCUGUGAGGUCAGAGGUGGUGGAUCAGCAGCAGGACCUGCAGGCAAUGCUGCUCCGGCUGAAGGCAGUGGCUCAAACUCUGGCGUCCGGCCCUCAGGAGCUGAAUCUGGGUUUUGUCGGCAGGACGGCUGAUCAGUGUGGGAAUCUGAGCGCAGCACAGGAGCUGACAGAUCAGAACAUCCAGCUGCAGCAGGAAAACACUGAGCUGUUGCAGAAGCUGCAGAGAACACAAGAUCAAGCUGACGUCGUCCAACAGGCCAUCAGAGACCGAGACGAAGCCAUAGCCAAGAAAAACCUGAUGGAGGCAGAGUUGGUGAGAAGCAAAAAUGACAUGAUGUCUCUGAACAACCAGUUAUUAGAAGCCAUCCAACGCAAACUGGAACUUUCACAGGAACUGGAGGCCUGGCAGGACGACAUCCAGAUCAUCAUCAACCAGCAACUCAAGUCCCAGCAGCAGUCGGAGCAGCCUCAGAAGAAGCCCACUUCCAACGGCAUGUCGUUCUUCCGCAGACCCAGCAGAACGGCCUCCACCUGGACACGCCAGUCGUCCACGUCCUCCUGGAGUUCAGAUGUUAAUCAGGACAAAGCCCAGUCUCCAUGGAGGGACUGGUUAAGACGGGGUAAAGGAGCCCAGUACGGCAAAUAAUGGACACUGAGAGCCACAACUACCUGCUGACUUCUGUGGGGAAGGAGGUCACAAGUGGAGCUUCUCGUACAUUAUAUGUGGUGAAAAAGAGCCAUAAAGACACUGUUAAUUCAGUGAUGGAAACACUGAACCACUACACUUACUGAAACAUUUCACUGAGAGACUGAGCCUUCUGAAAAUCUCAUCUGUAACGACCUGAAACACUACCAUUUUCGCAGCGUUACAUUCGAAGGUUUGACUGUACAUAUUGUGCCUUAUUUUGUAAUAUUAUGAAUGUCUUCAUGUCUGAGACGUUAUAUGAAAUAUGUGAUAGGUGUAGAUCAGUGGAAAGUAUUUGCUCAGAUUAUUUAACUUAAAUGAUCAAAGAGGUCAGAAGGUAAACGAUCAAACCUUUCAAUUUCAGUCGUUACUGAAGUUGUCUUUACCAAGUUGGAUGUAAGAAAUUUUGUCUUUUUUUUUUUUUUUUACAGUCAAUUUUGCUCAAAAGCUAAGUCUGUAAAAAAUGUUGUUCGUAUGAGAAACACUGUAUGUCUUGAUGGACAUUGAGAAUGCUGGUGUUUUCUAUAAUAUUGUUUGGUUUUUAGUUAAAAACCAAAAACGUUCUCUUGGUGUGUUGUGUGUCUGUGUGCAGCAGACACAUGUAUGUUCAUUUUCUGUGACUCAGUGUUCAGUAUUGAAGCUGCUUAGUACAAACCAUGUUGUUUCCUUAAGCUGUCUGAAUGACCACAUCUGGAAUGAUUGCCGGAUAGUUUCAUAAAACAUCAAAUAAUAA
This is a messenger RNA of Acanthochromis polyacanthus (spiny chromis), 2598 nucleotides long. Its product is annotated as BICD family-like cargo adapter 1. The record is from RefSeq and is a predicted model, not a curated record. The coding region runs from base 207 to 1826 and encodes 539 amino acids. NCBI's taxonomy places the organism in Eukaryota, Metazoa, Chordata, Actinopteri, Pomacentridae. The transcript has 10 exons. Gene Ontology annotation, biological process: vesicle transport along microtubule; Golgi to secretory granule transport.